This is a messenger RNA of Cololabis saira (Pacific saury), 455 nucleotides long. RefSeq names its product CD209 antigen-like protein E. The transcript is spliced from 4 exons. The record is from RefSeq and is a predicted model, not a curated record. The coding region runs from base 51 to 455 and encodes 134 amino acids. NCBI's taxonomy places the organism in Eukaryota, Metazoa, Chordata, Actinopteri, Beloniformes, Belonidae.
ACAACAGCCUGGCUGCAGACAGAGAUCAGUUACAGGGAACUCUGGACAAGAUGACUGUUAAAGUACAACGCAUGGUCUGUCAGACACAAUGGAGAAAGUUUGAAACGAGCUGCUAUUUUGUUUCUACCGAGACGAAGAACUGGACAGAAAGCAGACAAGCCUGCAUUGCUGAAGGAGCAGAUCUGGUCGUCAUAAACAGUCACGAUGAACAGGUGUUUGUUAAUAGUGUACUGGACGUAAAGCAAAAUGCCUGGAUGGGUUUAACUGACAGCCUGAACGAGGGGGUUUGGAUGUGGCUCGAUGGGACCCCGGCCACUACAACAUACUGGGAGCCCGGGCAGCCCAACAGCUACUCCGGAGACCAGGACUGUGGAGAAUUUAUUCAGUAUUCAUCAGAGGGACAUUGGAACGAUGAUGGUUGUUUUGCUGACCAGAACUUUAUCUGCGAGAAAUAA